Empidonax traillii (willow flycatcher) is the source of this 2734-nucleotide messenger RNA. It is a transcript of the gene RAB3C, whose product is annotated as RAB3C, member RAS oncogene family. Gene Ontology annotation, biological process: protein secretion; regulation of exocytosis; protein localization to plasma membrane. The transcript is spliced from 5 exons. Lineage: Eukaryota; Metazoa; Chordata; Aves; Passeriformes; Tyrannidae. Gene Ontology annotation, cellular component: endosome; plasma membrane; synaptic vesicle. The coding region runs from base 86 to 769 and encodes 227 amino acids. Gene Ontology annotation, molecular function: GTPase activity; GTP binding. The record is from RefSeq and is a predicted model, not a curated record.
UGCCGGGAGAGCCCGGGCGGGCGGCGGUGGCUGCCGACGGGCGGGUGCGAGCGGCGGCGUGCGGGCGGCGGGGCCGCGCCCGGCGAUGAGGCACGAGGCGCCCAUGCAGAUGUCAUCCGUUCAAGAUUCCAAAUAUGGCCAGAAAGAUACCUCUGACCAGAACUUUGAUUACAUGUUCAAACUGCUCAUUAUCGGCAACAGCAGUGUUGGGAAAACCUCCUUUUUGUUUCGAUAUGCUGAUGAUUCCUUUACGUCUGCAUUUGUAAGCACGGUUGGGAUCGAUUUCAAAGUAAAAACAGUUUUCAAAAAUGAAAAAAGAAUUAAGCUACAGAUUUGGGACACAGCAGGACAGGAGAGAUACAGAACAAUUACCACAGCUUACUACCGGGGUGCAAUGGGCUUCAUUUUAAUGUAUGACAUCACAAACGAAGACUCUUUCAACGCUGUGCAGGAUUGGUCAACUCAAAUCAAAACAUACUCUUGGGAUAAUGCCCAGGUUAUUUUGGUUGGCAACAAAUGUGACAUGGAGGAUGAACGGGUAAUCUUCAGUGAGAGGGGCAAACAUUUAGCAGAGCAACUUGGAUUUGAAUUUUUUGAAACAAGUGCCAAGGAAAACAUUAAUGUCAAGCAGACAUUUGAGCGACUUGUGGAUAUCAUCUGUGACAAAAUGUCAGAAAGUCUGGAGAUGAAUGCCACCACUGCUGCCAACAACCAGAAUACACGGCUAAAGGACACUCCUCCUCCACAGCAGCCCAACUGUAGCUGUUAAUGCAGCUAUCAGCAAAGGCUCCAGUGUGUUCUGUUGCCAGGAGUUUUUCAGAAUGUUUAUGAAUGGUCUAUAUGCCUUUUUUUUUAAUACUGUCUUAUUAAUUUUUUUGGCAAAACAGUCUUAUUUUAUGUCAGCAGUAGUUUGAGUAUGCGUAUGAAGAUGGAACAGUUAUUAGUCUGAAAGGAUGAUCCAUAUUUUAGCAUCUGGCUUUUCCAUGCCGGCUGGCUAUUAAUUUUUCUUUUUCUUUUACUGUUUUACAUCACAAUUACUUCAGCUGGUGCCAUGUCAUCAGACCAUAUUUGCCUGGAAUUGUCUCUCACUCAUCACUUUCAAGCUAUAUAAUCAAAUCUAUAGGGUAGUGGCCAGGCUGUUUUAGAAUAAGCUUCCUGAUGCUACUUAUAUAUCCUCCUGACUGAAAAUGAGUUUAGAAGUAUCCUUGUAGUGAGACAAUCCCUCAUUCUGUCCAGGUCAUUUGUAUAAGGGACACUUCCUGGAGCAUAUUACCUUGGCAAAUCUACACUCGUUAUAAUGUUACACAUCCGGGCUGAUUGGAAACUGCAGAAGUUAGAAAGAAGUUAGUUCCUGGACCCAAAGCCACCAGAAUUCUCUGUGAGUUUCCAAUUGGGUGGUAUUCAUACAUACCCUCAGAGAUAAUAGAUACUUCAUUCUGUCUGGAUAGCUAAUGUGUUUACUUUUCCAUGGGAGCUGCAUGUCUAUCUAAUAACUUUCUGAAACUGGGCUUAAUUUCUCAUUCCAUCAUUAUGGAGAUUCCAGUCUUACCUACCCCUGGAGUGGAGGACUGAUUAACUCUUUCCAUUUCUACCUGCGUGAGAUAUUAACCACAAUGUUCUGUUUAAUCACUGACAGAGCCAAAUACAUUGUGCCUAAUUGUUCAUAGCCAAGAAUUUCCUUAUUAUGUUGCUGUCAAAAAUUCAUGCUUUGAUUUUCAGGAAUUUAAUCUCCCAUUCAGUCACUGAGACAGCCACCACUGGCUACAAACACCUGUACUUUUCUCAGACUUGUUGCAGAAGAGCUGAUGGUGUCAGUGAACUGAAGUUUGACCUCAUUUUUUCCAUCUAUUUUGUCAAGAGAAUUUGAAUUUUUAAAACUUUAGGAGUAAUAAAAAAUUGUCAACAACAUUUCUAGUCUUAGGCUGAAUACAUUAAUAAGAUGAGCAAAAGGCUGUGAAGAUUGCAGAAUAAAGUACACAAAUUAUUUUUAAUAAAGUGUUAAAAUAGUCAUAUUUCACAGUUUUUACUCCUUUAAGUAUAUGCUUAGAUCUGUGCCCUGGAGUACUUUGUACAACUGCUUUACUUGCAUUACAAUGACAUUUUUUAACUAAACAAUGUAAUUGAAGAAGCACUGACUAUUUUGUUAUUCCAGUUAGGCAGAAUUUAGGAUAAGGCUGAUAUUUCUUAAACUGUCCGCAGUGGGAAAAGGAAGACAUAUUAAAAAAAAUAGAAGUAACAUAUGGUACUCCAAAUGGCUCAUAACUGUAAAGAAAUUCCUCUACAUACUUUAUGUUAUUUGAAGGUAAUUUAUAUAACUCUUGAUAUACAAUAAGAGAAAAUUAUCCCUUUUUUAAAUCUAAUUAAAUAAUCUACCUACACUUUGACACAGUUAAAAUUCCUUCCAAACAAGGCAUGUAGACAUAUGUAAAAUGGGUAUGCCAUGAGGGUGCCUACAUUGGCUGAACAACUUAAACGAGUAAAUAUUCUUUGUUCAGACUGGGGUUUUAAACCAUGUCUGUCCUGUUAGCUAGUUUACUUAAGCACUUUUUUCUUAAUAGACUUGGACACCAUAAAGAGAAAGCACUAUCCUCUUUAGGGCCGAUGAGCAGUCAAGUGGAAGAGGCAUGUGCUAUCCAAACCACAAUCCUGGCUCUCUCUGGGGUGCUGCUUUUCCCUCCCUCUAAGGCAGUGUGUUGCUAACUGUCCUGAGAGACUUUCAUUAGUACCUCUUUAC